Messenger RNA from Scophthalmus maximus (turbot), 3142 nucleotides. It is a transcript of the gene golm2, whose product is annotated as golgi membrane protein 2. The coding region runs from base 757 to 2202 and encodes 481 amino acids. The record is from RefSeq and is a predicted model, not a curated record. The transcript has 10 exons. NCBI's taxonomy places the organism in Eukaryota, Metazoa, Chordata, Actinopteri, Pleuronectiformes, Scophthalmidae.
ACCGCAGCUAGCUUCACGCGCGGCGCAGCACUCACGCUCCGUGUGCAGCGGGACGGGGAGAUUUUCAUGUCAUAUUUGAAUAGAUAUAUAUAUUUUUUUAAUGAUUUUGUUGAUUAUAUUGCAGUGAUUAUAUCCGUCGCACUCGAGGCGGAGAGGCAAUACUGUCUUCUUCUUCCGUCUGACCGUGUAGGCGUGUGUUGUUGCUAGCUGGUCAGAAGCGGUUAGCUGGACGUGACAACGUCAGUAGCAGCUAACACGAACAGCGAGGCGGAGUAGAACAUCCGCGCGGCGCUCGAGUCGUCCGUCCUAACGGCUGUUCUGUGAUCGACGGAGCCACGGGCGGCGUCAGAAAGCGAAGACGUCGCCGAGGGCCAUCGUCGCCUAGCCGAGCCGCGUGCGUGUUCGUGUGUGCGCGCGCGCACACUCCUCGGUGCCACGGAGCCGCGGAAGCUGUCCACGUCCACGCCGUGCGGCGGCGUCGCCAGCUGAGCUAGGCCACGUCCCCAGCGGGCGCAUUUCAUCCGCCGACGCCGGACGAGCCGCGGAGCAACAUGCCCAGUGUGCGGAAGGAGGAAGGGCAGCGGAGCUCGGCGGACAUGUGCAAGUGUUGAACGCUCGCGACCGUCCCCGUGUGCCCGGUGGUUUCGCGCGACAUGUCACGUAGACGGAUGUGCCCCGCACCGGCAGAGGACGCGCACCGAGCUCUGUAGGCUGCGGCAGCAGCGAGUCACGUUCACAGUCGUUGCUUUUGUGGAGAUGGUCGGGUUCGGCGCGAACCGACGCGGAGGCCGCCUGCCCUCCUUCGUCCUCGUCUUCCUGAUGGUGGUCGUCGCCAUUCUGUCGUUCAACUACUGGACAGUGUCCAACAGGCACGGCCGUCUGCUGGACGAGCUGGCCGAGGUGCAGUCGCAGGUGAAGCGCACGGACGCGGCGCGCAGCCGCCUGGAGAAGCGCAACUCGGAGCUGAUGGUGCAGGUGGAGACGCACAGGAAGCAGAUCGACCAGAGGGAUGGAGACUACAGCCUGCUGGAGGGCAAGCUGCAGGCCCGAGAGGCGCUCAUCCGGAAGUGCACCGACGACAAGAUGAAGCAGCAGGGUGAUGCCACAGCCCAAAUUACUGAAAUCCAAAGGCUGAAAGAGCAGCUGAAGGAGCUGAAGCAGGAGUUCAUGAAACAGGAGGAGCAGCUAAGAGAAGUGAAGAAAAAUAGCACUACGUUGGAAAGAAAACUGGAGUAUGAGAGUUUACAGUGUGGACGUCAGAUUGCACAACUUAAAGACGAGUAUGAAGAAUCAAAGAAGACCCUGGAGCAAGAAGCAUUAAAGCUAAGACAGAGUAUAAUGGACGGCCAAAACGGGGUAGUGGCAGGUCGACAUGCCAAUGGAGCGCCUGGUGUGGAGAUGGUUGGAGAGCGCCAUAACGUGGUCACUCACCAGCACGACGGUACAGAUUUAAAAGAAGAGAUGGGUAAGCCGGGCAGUGAUGCUGGUAUGCCUGGUAUCGAAGACAGUGAGGUGGGAAAAAUCGAUGACGUGCAGUUUGCCCUGAAGAAACCAGCUAUCACUAAGAAGCACGACGACACCCCUGAUGUGGUCGUGGGAGUUGGUGCUGGACCUGGAGUCGGGGCAGCUGAUGGCCCUGGAGGCCGGGGUCUGUCCCUGGACCAGCCCAGGCUGCAGCAGGACCGAGUGGAGAACCAAGCUGCAGUGAUUGCACCUCCAAACAUCAUCAAACAGGCAGACAAACCCGUAGUGUUCGAAGAAGACAACAAGGCAGGUAUCAAGGCAGACGAGCUGGGAGAAGAACAAAGACAACUUCGAGCUCCAGAUAAUGUCAAGGGGGACAGUGAACACUUGAGGGGGAUCGCUCUGCCCCACAACCCUGCUCAGGUGCCCAAGCCCAUCCAGCCUCACCACGCCAAAGACCAAGUCCCAGCAGAGCCAGUACAUCACCGCCAAAGCCGGUUCUUUGAUGAGAACGAGUCCCCAGUAGAUCCGCAACACGGCUCUAAGCUAGCGGACUACAAUGGGGAUGAUGGGAACGUGGGUGAGUAUGAGGCCGACAAGCAGGCCGAGCUGGCCUACAAUGAGGAAGAGGAUGGUGAUGGUGGGGAGGAAGACGUUCAAGAUGAUGAUGACCGUGACAUGCAGGGAGAUCGGGCUGUGGAUUAUGGGAAAAGACAUCAAGCCAUUGACAUUCUUUGAAUGGGAACUGAUGCAGCUGUAACUCAUUAAAAAUAUUCAGACCUUCCUCUACAACCAAGGUCUCUCUUGACAACAUAGUUUGAACAUCAUUCUGUUAAAGAAUUUAUAGGGUGCAUCCUCAAUGUCAUGGGCCAAUCAGACAUUGCAACUAAUUGAAUCUGAAUAACAUAACAUAAUAUGAAGAAGAAGAAAAAACAUGGCAUUGUCCCAAGCUGCUCUUGAGUUGCCAGUGGUUCUAAGACAGUAGAGAUGAAAUACUGUACAUUGACUGUUGAGUUUUGUUAUUUCAUAUCUUCUUCAGUUUGUGACGGGAGUCCUGUUGACUCGUAUCUGAACUUCAAGUUUGAGUUUGUGUUUUUGGUACUUUUCUUUACAGGUUGCAGUUACUUCAUAUGAAAAAACUCUUCACCUGAGAUGUUUAUCAAAGAGACUAAUUUGGCUUUCUGCCUUUCCGUCAUUAUUUUGGGACUUUUACAUGGAAGACCUUUUUUUUCUUUCUUUUUUUACAGGAAUGGGGAAAACAAAUGCCAAGGACUCUUCUUAUGGCUUAUUAAAUCAUGUUCUUUUCUUUGUGACAGACACUCAAGUCCUCCAAUUGUUUUUCUUCUCUCCUUAAUGAUGCCACCGCAUGCAUUCGAAACCUUUUAGUAAUCAAAUUGAGCAAAAUACAGAUGCAUAAGCAAUACUUGUUGGUAUCCUCCAGUGUGUGCACAGAUAAAACUGCACACAUGGAACUGAACACAUGCUUCCAUUGAUGGAGUCUCUUGUACAUACUGUAGUAGAACUGUUACCAUUUGUACUGAGGAAACAUCAAGUCCUCGCCUCGAGGGAAACCUGUGAACAUGAAAUCAGAUAUGUUUGUGCAGCCAGGUAAAUUGAUUUCUCGUGGAAAGGCAGAUUGAAUGUAAUUUAAUUUUAUUAAAGGUGAUGCUUCAUGUCA